Panicum hallii is the source of this 3398-nucleotide messenger RNA. Its product is annotated as DNA mismatch repair protein PMS1. Gene Ontology annotation, biological process: mismatch repair. Gene Ontology annotation, molecular function: mismatched DNA binding; ATP-dependent DNA damage sensor activity; ATP binding. The transcript is spliced from 12 exons. NCBI's taxonomy places the organism in Eukaryota, Viridiplantae, Streptophyta, Magnoliopsida, Poales, Poaceae. The record is from RefSeq and is a predicted model, not a curated record. The coding region runs from base 96 to 3125 and encodes 1009 amino acids. Gene Ontology annotation, cellular component: MutLalpha complex.
UUGCCGGGUUGCCUAGCCAGUAGCGCGGGUUCCAGAGGAAGCCGAAGCCGGUAACCCCCUUCCUCUCCACCGCCAGGCGUAGGGUUUAGGGAGGAAUGGCUGGAGGAGGGGGAGGAGGCGGGCGCGCCGACUCCUCGCCGGCGAUCAAGCCCAUAAGCAAGGCGGUAGUGCACCGCAUCUGCUCCGGCCAGGUCAUCUUCGACCUCUCCUCCGCCGUCAAGGAGCUCGUCGAGAACAGCCUCGACGCCGGCGCCACCUCCGUCGAGGUCAGCCUCAAGGCCUACGGCGAGGAGUGGUUCAAGGUCUCUGACAACGGCUGCGGCAUCUCGCCCGCCAACUUCCAGGCGCUUGCACUUAAGCACCACACGUCCAAGAUAUCGGAUUUCUCCGACCUCGGAUCCGUGGUCACAUUCGGAUUCCGGGGUGAAGCGCUGAGCUCGCUCUGCGCACUGGGGAAACUGACGGUUGAGACGAGGACCAAGGAUGAGCCCGUUGGAACGCAUUUGGAGUUUGAGCACUCAGGCGUGGUGGCCAACCAGAGGAAGAUCGCACGGCAGGUUGGAACCACAGUGACCGUCGAGAAGUUGUUCUCCACCUUGCCAGUCCGGAGCAAGGAGUUUAGCAGGAACAUUCGGAAAGAGUAUGGGAAAGUGAUCUCCCUGUUGAAUGCUUACGCCUUGAUUGCCAAAGGGGUCAGGUUACUUUGCACUAAUACUGUUGGAAAAAAUUCUAAAAUUGUGGUGCUUAGGACUCAAGGCAGCAGUUCAAUGAAAGACAAUGUCAUUACCAUAUUUGGUCUGAACACUUUCAAGUGUCUUGAGCCCUUUAGUGUUACCAUCUCAGAUGGCUGCCAAGUAGAAGGCUAUCUCUCAAAACCUGGACCUGGUACUGGUCGCAAUUCAGGAGAUAGACAAUUCUUCUAUGUGAAUGGUAGACCUAUCGAUAUGCCAAAGAUCACAAAAGUUGUCAAUGAGCUAUACAGAAGCUCAAAUGCAAAGCAAUAUCCUGUGGCUAUCCUGGAUUUCCGUAUUCCAACUACAUCCUAUGAUGUGAAUGUAGCACCUGACAAGAGAAAAAUUUUCUUCUCCUCUGAGAGUAUGAUUCUGCGGUCUUUACGGGAAGCUGUUGAAAAUCUGUACUCCCCUCAACAAUGCAGUUUCUCGAUCAAUCAUGUUGAAGAGCCUGAAAAAGAAGAGGAUACUGUUACUGAUGGCCAUAAUGAAGACACAAAUUUGAUAGCAGCAGACAAUGUUUCAUCUCCUGACAAUAGUGAUGACAGUGAAGAAACGGACAUUGAGGAUCAGAUUUCACCAGAGAACCAGAAAGAGCCUUCUUCAGCGACAAAGGUAGCAAUUGAAGCCACAUCUAGAGAUGUGAGGCCCCUGUCAGGAGGCACAGCUACCCAGGCUGAUAGAUCUGCUUGGCUUCCAUCCUUCUCAUAUGAGCAACCAAAAAGAUUGCCUAAAGAAGGAAAAUGUUAUGCAUCGGGAACAAAUCAUUUUAGAACAGGGCUUGCUGCAAAAUCUACCCAAUCAACUACUGUUCAAUCUUCUCUUAUGAACUUUGUAUCACUAAACAAGCGGAAGCACGAAGACGAUUGCAAUCUUAUUUCUGAAGCUCCAGUGCUGAGAAGAGGGAUAUGCAUAGAACAAGCGAGGGGAACAAGUUUAGAAGCAAACUUUGUAUCGCCAAACAAGCAGAACAACGUAGAUGAUUGCAGUCUUAAUUCUGAAGCUCCACUGCUGAGAAGAGGGGCAUGCUUAGAACAGGUGAGGAGAACAAGUUUAGAAGGAAACUUUGUUUCAUCAAAUAAGCAGAAGCACGAAGAUAAUUGCAGUGUUAUCUCUGAAACUCCAGUGUUGAGAAGAAGGGCAUGCUCAGAACAAGUGAGGAGAACAAGUUUAGAAGCAAAUUCACCAGCUGCAUUGAGAUCAAGCACAUUUAAUAUUUCUGAGUUCAAUUUGCCUCUGGAAACAAACUCUUUAAAACAUCAUUCUCCACAAUCAUUUGUAUCUGUGAGGGCAGAUGUUUCACCAAAGCAUUCAAAACCACCUAAUACUGUGACCCAUGGUGCAGAAGUAUCAAGUCCAUGUGAUGUUCACACUACAGAACCUGAUGUGGAUGUGCAGCAUGAUCGAUGCCUUCCAAUUUCUGGUGCUCCCAAUAAAUUUUCAGUAGUCGAACAUCAGAAUACAUUGAGCGAUAGUCCUUUGCUUGAUGCUCAUGAUUAUGAUGAAGGCGCUGCAGUAUGUUCUGCAUCUGUACAAUAUCCCAGUAUGCAAUUUACUGUUGCUGAGCUUAGGAGAAGAAGAAAGAAUGGUUUUAGGAUAUCCCAGCAUGCAAAUAAAGCAAAUUGUCUUGAGAAAGCUACAAGGUGCUAUAAAGCCGCAACACUGGAUAUUUAUGUACCCUCAGGUGACGAGGCAAAAUCUAAUUCAUUAGCUGCAGCCACCAAUGAAUUGGACAGGCUUUUCAGUAAAGAAGAUUUUGGAGAAAUGGAGGUUGUUGGGCAAUUUAAUCUUGGUUUUAUCAUUGGAAAGCUUAACCAGGAUCUGUUUAUUGUAGAUCAGCAUGCUGCUGAUGAGAAGUACAACUUUGAGGGCCUAUCACAAUCAACAACUUUGAACAUACAGCCUCUUCUCCAGCCACUGAGGCUUGAUCUAUCGCCAGAGGAAGAAGUAGUUGUUUCUAUGAACAUGAGCACUAUCAGAAAAAAUGGUUUUGUCUUGGAAGAAGAUUUGCAUGCUUCCCCUGGUAACCAUUAUCUUUUGAAAGCUGUGCCUUUCAGUAAAAAUAUUACAUUUGGUGUUCAAGAUGUAAAGGAGUUGAUCUCCAUGCUUGCUGAUAGUCAAGGAGAUUGUUCAAUAAUCAGUAGCUACAAGCUCGAUAAAACUGAUUCUGUUUGCCCAUCGAGGGUUCGUGCUAUGUUGGCUUCGAGGGCUUGCCGAAUGUCUACUAUGAUCGGUGAUCCACUAACAAAAGCCGAGAUGAGAAAGAUACUUAAAAACCUAACAGGAUUAAGGUCCCCUUGGAAUUGUCCACAUGGGAGGCCAACAAUGCGUCACCUGGCUGAUCUGCAUGCUAUAAGAAACAAAGAUUCUGCAGGAGCAGAUGUGGCGUUGUGAUGGCACCCGAGCUGAUUGGCGGAUUAAGUUGGGGCUUGUGCUGUUCCAUUUUCGCUACUCAUCUCCCAUGUGUUGGAAGAACGUUUCUAUCUGGGGCUACUAUAUUUAGCCUAUAAAUUAUGGCCUGCGCAUAUAUGCGCCGCUUGUAAAUUAUGAUGCAAGUCCUUUGCCUGCGGACGGUGGUAAUCUAUGGCGCUAGUUCUUUAUUUUGUAUCCAAGGGCGUACAUACAUAUGGCAUUUCUUUUCGCAAAGAGAAGCUUGCGAAUUGGCGA